This is a messenger RNA of Culicoides brevitarsis, 971 nucleotides long. Its product is annotated as NFU1 iron-sulfur cluster scaffold homolog, mitochondrial-like. Gene Ontology annotation, molecular function: 4 iron, 4 sulfur cluster binding; iron ion binding. The record is from RefSeq and is a predicted model, not a curated record. Gene Ontology annotation, cellular component: mitochondrion. NCBI's taxonomy places the organism in Eukaryota, Metazoa, Arthropoda, Insecta, Diptera, Ceratopogonidae. Gene Ontology annotation, biological process: iron-sulfur cluster assembly. The transcript is spliced from 4 exons. The coding region runs from base 69 to 881 and encodes 270 amino acids.
AUUAAACUGUCAAUGAUCAUCAACAAAAACAUUGAAAACACUAAAUUUUUUAAUUUUCCACAAAAAUCAUGCUAAGAACAGUUUGUCGCUUGUGUCUGACUCAACACACGAGACCUUUGAGUUCUCUUGUCCGAGCCCUUCACAAUGUCCCGCAAUCAAAAAAUUUCCUCCAACACAAGCCCACGAACGUGUCCUUUGUCCGUACCAUGUUCAUCCAAACGCAGGACACGCCAAAUCCCGACAGCUUAAAGUUCCUUCCGGGUCGCGAAGUGAUCGACAAAGAAAUUGGCACGAUGGAUUUUCCGACUUUAGCUUCGGCGCAGGAUUCGCCGCUUGCAAAGCUCUUGUUUCGCGUGAACGGCGUGCGAUCCGUUUUCUUUGCAACGAAUUUCAUCUCGAUCAACAAAUCGGAGGACAGUAGUUGGGCAACCAUUAAACCGGAAGUGUUUGCGAUCAUAAUGGACUUUUUCGCAUCAGGAUUGCCCGUUAUUUCACCUUCAGCUGGAAAACGUCCUGAACACGAAGCUGAUGGCGUUGACGAAAAUUCGGAAGAUUACGAAACUGUACUGAUGAUCAAAGAGCUUUUGGAUUCCAAAAUUCGACCUACUGUACAAGAAGAUGGAGGUGACAUAAUUUUCAAAGGCUUUAAAGAUGGAAUUGUUCAAUUAAAAAUGCAGGGAUCCUGUUCGGGUUGUCCCAGUUCAGUUGUGACGCUCAAAAAUGGCAUCGAGAACAUGUUACAAUUCUAUAUCCCUGAAGUAAAGGAAGUGCAACAGGUAACCGAUAAAGAAGACGAUAUCGCGACAGAGGCCUUUCAAAAGCUAGAAGCUCAAUUAAAGACAGCUGAAGAGCGGAAAAAGGCAGAAGACGAAAAGAAAUGAAAUUCAAAAGAUUUUUUUUUGUUACGUAGACACAAAAUGGGUAAUUAAAAAUAAAUGUCGCGAAUAACGUGACAGCUAUUGUUACAAGAA